Molecule: messenger RNA, 858 nt
Organism: Clonostachys rhizophaga
Lineage: Eukaryota; Fungi; Ascomycota; Sordariomycetes; Hypocreales; Bionectriaceae
Source: the annotation of a GenBank genome assembly
AUGCGUCUCGGGCGCAUAGCUCGCCCUACUGAUGAAGUCCUCGGGCGAGAUGUACGCCCCGCGGAGCCACCGGCUGCCGCCGCCCGCGGCGUCGAACGCCUUGCGUCCGUGCAGCACGCGCAUGUUGUCGAAGAAGACGGCCUCCCCGGGCUCCAUCUUGGUCUCGUACAUGGCCGACUCCUCGUUGACCAGGGCCUCGAAGAUCUGCGCGCCCUCGAUCCAGCGGUUCAGGUCCCGCCCCCCGCCGCGGAACGGCUUCUGGAAGGGCGGGCUCCAGUAGACGCCGCCGUAGACCUGGGUCGCGGACGUGUUGGCGUUGAGGACCUGGCGGGCGCGCAUGUACCGGUGGCCGUACUUCUCGUAGCCGUACAGGACGUUGGUCUGGGUGAGGUUCUUGAUGGGGGCCUGGUCGCGGAGCGCCCACAUCAUUCGGCCGACGCGGGACUCGCCGCCGCUGCAGGAGUUGUCCAUGCAGUGCAGGACCUGGAUCUUGGGGGGCGGUUGGAGGUAGAGGAGGUCCUGGUGCAGGCCGAGGUAGCCGCUCGUGUAGGCGACGUUCUCCGCGUUGGGCUUGGCCCGGACGUCAAAGGUGCGGCCGUAGAAGGUCUCGCGGAUGUUGGCCAUGCGGGUCGUGAUCUCGACAAUGGAGCUCUCGUCGCGGGGCACGUUCUUGAGGAAGACGAUGCCCAGGCGCACGAGAUCCUGCACGACGUCCCAGAAGGCGCCCUCGCCCUUCAUGUACUCGUGGUAGUCGAUCCUGCGGACUUUUCUCGAGAUGAUAUCGGCGUCCCAGUGCUCGAGGCCGAAGCGACGCUGGAGCUGGAACAUUCUGGGAUUAAUCGGCUCCGUGCCGCGUGA